This is a messenger RNA of Dendroctonus ponderosae (mountain pine beetle), 2954 nucleotides long. RefSeq lists its product as uncharacterized. The transcript has 8 exons. The coding region runs from base 327 to 2054 and encodes 575 amino acids. The record is from RefSeq and is a predicted model, not a curated record. Lineage: Eukaryota; Metazoa; Arthropoda; Insecta; Coleoptera; Curculionidae.
AAGCAGGUGGAUCUCCAUUCUUAAAUCGCUUCUCUUCAACAAAACAAGAAGAAGAAAAGCCCAUCAUCAGCAUCAUCAUCAUCUAGAUACCGGUGGUGGUCUGCUAGAUACGCUAUCGUUCAACUGGGGCGCGGCUAAAGUGUUUUUUUUUAUUUAAUAAUUUUUUGUCGUCUUUUUUGUCGUCGACGUGAAUAGUAAAAAGUGUCGGUUGCGGUCACAAGAACUGUGCGUGGUGAACUUUCACAGGAUUUGACUAGAAAAAACACUCAAGCUAGAGAUCUACAUUGAUUUUUAAGAAGGGACCCAGCUGGUAGAGCCAAAUUGCAAUGCGAUUGUAUUUAUUGCUGAUGGCCGGCCUGUUGUCCAAAGGGCUUUACACAAUGGCAGAAGAAGUAGAGGUGGUGGAAGCAGUGCCAAGUGAAGAAAGCGAUGACCAUUCGAACAAAAUCGAAAAAGACGGCAACAACGACCAGAUCACAAUGGAAACUACUGAUGACCAAGAACAACCGCCCAAGAAACUGGCCUAUAACAGCCCGCCUAGGAACAACAACCCCAUCAACUUACCACCACCUCCUCCUCCUAGAGGCAAUGGAGGCCAGUACUACAACAACCACAAGCCGUAUAAGAACAAGCCAAACUACGAAAACAAGAACUCCUACAACGGACCACCUCCUCCACCUCCAAAGCAAGCAAUGGAUAAGUAUGAUAAGUACGGCCCGCCCAGCGGCGAUCUCUGGCCCGCCCCUGUUGGAGACAUGCCGAAAAUAAUAUCCCUUGAUGUGAAAUGCGAGAAGAACUUGAUGAAAGUUUACAUCGGAUUUGAUAAGCCUUUUUACGGAAUAGUGUUCAGUAAGGGCCAUUACAGCAACGUCCACUGCGUCCAUUUGCCUGCUGGUUUAGGACGAACGUCCACGCACUUUGAAAUUGGAAUUCAUGCCUGCGGCACAUCGGGAAACACUGAAAAUGGCCUGUAUGGAUACGGAGCUGAGAGUGGAAGUGGGACGUAUUUUGAAAACAUCAUUGUAAUUCAGUACGAUCCUCAAGUGCAAGAAGUUUGGGACCAAGCGAGGAAGCUGCGAUGCACUUGGCAUGAUCAGUAUGAGAAAUCGGUUACUUUCAGACCUUUCCCUGUGGAAAUGUUGAAUAUCAUCAGAACUGAUUUUGCGGGCGACAAUGUUGGCUGCUGGAUGCAGAUCCAAGUGGGGAAAGGUCCAUGGGCUUCAGAGGUUUCAGGCUUAGUGAAGAUCGGCCAAACAAUGACGAUGGUCUUAGCCAUUAAAGACGACGAGAAUAAGUUUGAUAUGCUGGUGAGAAACUGCAUGGCCCAUGAUGGAAAAAGGGCCCCAAUUCAGCUGGUGGAUCAAAAGGGAUGCGUAACACGCCCCAAACUCAUGUCCAGGUUUACGAAAAUUAAAAACUUUGGCGCCAGCGCUUCGGUGCUUUCUUACGCCCAUUUCCAAGCUUUCAAAUUUCCGGAUUCGAUGGAAGUUCAUUUCCAGUGCACUAUCCAGAUCUGCAGGUAUCAAUGUCCGGACCAGUGCUCAGAAGGAACCAACCAAAUUGGAUACCAAAGCAGCCUUUUGGACAUCUCCCACGGUCCAGACAACCAAUAUGGACCCCCACCCGGCCUCCCAGUGGAACACUACCUCCAUUCCGGUCAUCCGCGCGAUGAAAGAAGAGUGCGAAGAUCCCUCAGCAACGAUCCAGAAACAGAAGUGGGCGUCAAUCGAAUAAUUCGCGUAGUUAGUACAGGAGAUCUGACAUUCUCCCUGGAUGAGAACAGCACAUCUACAGCCCCCACGAUGGUUUUCCCAGCUUCCAAUGAUCAAGUAGUGGCGGCUAGUGGGCUGAUUUGUAUGACCACGUCUGGAUUUGCUGCCACUUUGAUCGUUCUGCUGGCCAUAAUGAUAAUUUCCUGCUUGAUGUCGGCGUUUUUGUGCGUCAAGUUGAAACCGUUCACUCAUAAGAAAAUCGUCGGUUGGGUUGGGUUUACAGCCACUCAAAAAGUGGCCGGUAAAACGGUGGCCACCUCAAAAAGCUGCUUUUAUUCGUGAUCGGAAGUGACUUCUUUGGUAGGCGUGUAAUGUUGGCUAAAUUAUUUUUCAGUGUUUCAAGGCAAUUUUUAAAUGUGUUUAAUUACACCCUGCAACUGCAACUCUUGCCGGGAAAAUUUUUAGUUCUAAUAGCAAAUGUUCGCAUUAAAAAAAAACUCCUGGUUGGAAACAUGUCGCCCUUUUCUGAAUCACUUUGAUAAACAUGUCAGCACUACCUCUUACUUUGUAAUAAUUUAAAUAACUAUAAAUAACUGCACGUUGUUUCUACAGUGAAUAAGUAAGUUUGCGGUACCGUUUUGCUAAGUUUAAGGUUGAUUUUAUUUGCUUAACACAUUCCCAUCGAAUUAUCAAAACGGUUCCAAGAUUAAUUAAAAAUGUAUUAUGCGAUAGCGCAUAACAAAGUACUUCCAUUUUUAUUGGAACUUUAUAGUAUUUAUAGUAUAAGUUACCUCAUAGGACAUCUAAUUUCCAUUAGUCGAAUAACAAUUUCUGGGUAUAUAGGCUUAGUUGGGCGGCAAUUUCAAUGGAUAACAAACACCCAUUGGUUGAGUGGCUUCCAUUUCAAUUGCCGUAGCAGUUUUUUAAGGUAAUUUAUCGAUUUCUACUAUACAGGGCGUCAUGAUUUUAGCAGCAUUUCAAUCGUUUUCUGGUUAUUAAUCAGGGACGCCCUGUACAUUGUGUAAAUACUGUCGGACUAUGGGUGGAGGUAAAUUAUUUAUCUUUAAUUGCAUUAAUUUAUUUUCCACAACCUGUAUUUUGUCUAAUUAUUAAAGCCACGUAUUUUUUAUCAUGUACCUGUAUAACUUAGAUUUAUCUUGUCCAUCUUACCUGCUCUGUUUUGUUUUUAUGCCGCUCUUAGCUUCAAGCUAAUGAGUAAAUAAAAAAUCUUUUCUAAUCUGA